GGGCGCCCAAACAAGCACGUUGCCUACCCUCAAGGUUUAACAGUAGGAUGGGAAAUCAUGAAUGGUUCAAUGAUGCUCAUAAGACAGCGUUUCAUAUGGAAUUCGGAAUCAAGCAAUCCCAACAACUGGUGAUCAAGAGCUGCGAAUAUGCCUGUCAUGUUCCGGUGAUAGUACCCGAAUGGACUGUUGCAAGAAUAGUUUGAUGACCGCUUACCCGUGCGGUGCGGUUUGACCCCGGUCCUGCAGGCUAGAGUGCUGGCUACGCCGUCGUGAGUGGCCCUUUUCGGUCAGGUAUACCUCCCUGGCGCUAAAGUAGGAGAAGCAGGUGGCGCUUCGUUUCAGGGAGCGCAUGGCCCGGAAGGUGGACGUCACCUGCAUUGCUUUCCCCACACUUCAGGCUGUAGAAGAAGCCCCGCCUUGAUUCCUUAUAUUCUAGUAUUCUAACCGCCUUGGUUGCUUUCUCCGCAUCAAUUGGAGACCACACCCUCCUCCCUUCUCCUUCGGCUGGUUUCAUGUAAGGUGCACAGUCUCGUCAGAAACGGGCUCUUCAUGUGGUCUCUGGAUUUU
Messenger RNA from Punctularia strigosozonata HHB-11173 SS5, 567 nucleotides. RefSeq lists its product as uncharacterized. The coding region runs from base 48 to 203 and encodes 51 amino acids. The record is from RefSeq and is a predicted model, not a curated record. NCBI's taxonomy places the organism in Eukaryota, Fungi, Basidiomycota, Agaricomycetes, Corticiales, Punctulariaceae. The transcript is spliced from 4 exons.